AUGGAUUGUAAAUUGCUCGUGCUGACAGUCUCUUUGGUCCUUGCGGUCAGCGCCCUUCCGCAGGACAAGAUUGUUGGUGGUCAGUUUGCUGAGCCCCAUCAGUUCCCAUACCAGGUCGCUUUGUUCUACAAAGGCAGGUUUCGGUGCGGAGGAUCUGUCAUUGAAUCCCAGUGGGUUCUGACGGCUGCCCACUGUGUUGUGAAUGGCGAUCAACAAAUUCCUUCCUCCCUUUUGGAAGUUUUCGUUGGAAACUCUGACCUGAACAGUGGAAAAGAGACAAUUGAAGUGUCCAAGGUUUUCGCCCACGAAUCGUACGGAAACUUCCUGAAUGACAUUGCGCUGAUGAAAGUCAAGAAGGCGUUCAGCUUCGAUGACACGGUGCAGAAAAUUGCAUUAAACAAGGAAGAGUUGCCGGAACCAACUCCGGUGACUAUUUCCGGCUACGGUCAAACCGGAACCACCCAACCAGCCUCGGAUCAGUUGAAAUUCAAUACCAUGUAUGUAGUGUCGGAAAAAGUUUGUCGCCGCGAAACGGGACUCGACCAAAAGGGGCUAAUCUGUUUCAACAACGAACCGAAUAACGGUGCCUGCAACGGUGAUUCCGGUGGUCCGGCAGUGUAUGACGGAAAACUGGUUGGGGUGGCAAACUUUGUGAUGGACGCGUGUGGAACCAGCAGUCCCGAUGGCUAUGCCAAGGUCGCUCACUACGUUGAUUGGAUCGAACAAACCAUUGCUAAAAAUUAA
Messenger RNA from Wyeomyia smithii (pitcher-plant mosquito), 744 nucleotides. Its product is annotated as serine protease SP24D-like. The transcript has 2 exons. Gene Ontology annotation, biological process: proteolysis. NCBI's taxonomy places the organism in Eukaryota, Metazoa, Arthropoda, Insecta, Diptera, Culicidae. The record is from RefSeq and is a predicted model, not a curated record. Gene Ontology annotation, molecular function: serine-type endopeptidase activity. The coding region runs from base 1 to 744 and encodes 247 amino acids.